CAGUUACCAUGGAGACCGGUAGUAACACCAGUUGUAAACCCAAGGCCAAGAGACCAUGGCCACGUUAGCCCGGCUGCAAGCUAGGUCGUCGACUGUAGGACGUCAGUACUACUUUAGAAACAGUGUUGUAGAUCCAUUUAGAAAAAAGGAGAAUGAUGCAGCAGUUAAAAUCCAAAGCUGGUUUCGAGGAUGUCAAGUUCGGGCAUAUAUCAGGCAUUUAAACAGGAUUGUAACAAUUAUUCAAAAAUGGUGGAGAAGUUUCUUAGGCAGAAAGCAGUAUCAACUAACUGUGCAGGUAGCAUAUUAUACUAUGAUGAUGAAUCUCUACAAUGCCAUGGCUGUCAGGAUUCAGAGACGAUGGCGAGGUUAUAGAGUUCGGAAAUACCUCUUUAAUUAUUAUUAUUUGAAAGAGUACCUAAGGGUCGUUUCAGAGACCAACGAUGCAAUUAGGGAGGCACUGGAGGAGUUUGCAGAAAUGAAAGAAACAGAAGAGAAGAAGGCUAACCUCGAAAGGGAAGAGAAGAAAAGAGAUUACCAAGCCCGAAAGAUGCAUUACCUCCUCAGCACAAAGCAGAUUCCAGGAAUAUACAAUUCACCCUUCAGAAAAGAGCCUGAUCCAUGGGAGUUGCAAUUACAAAAGGCAAAGCCUUUAACACACCGAAGACCUAAAGUUAAGCAGAAGGACUCCACCAGCCUUACUGAUUGGCUAGCUUGUACAAGCACCCGUUCUUUUCCUCGGUCUGAAAUUCUACCACCUAUUAAUAGAAAGCAAUGUCAGGGGCCCUUCCGAGAUAUCACCGAAGUAUUAGAACAACGCUACAAGCCUUUGGAGCCAACGUUGCGGGUGGCAGAACCAAUCGAUGAGUUAAAGUUGGCCAGAGAGGAGCUCAGAAGAGAGGAACGGCUGCGAAAUGUAAAUGACAAUAUGUUUUUGCCAUUUUCUUCAUACCAUAAAAAAGAAAAGUACAUCCCAUCAAUGCAUUUAUCAAGCAAGUAUGGUCCUAUUUCUUACAAAUUCCGAAGUGAAAAUCCUAAGAAAUGGAUCUGUGACAAGGAUUUCCAGACUGUAUUACCAUCAUUUGAGCUCUUCUCAAAGUAUGGAAAAUUAUACUCAAAAGCUGGACAGAUUGUAUAAAGGUGUCAAAAGAAGAAACUGAAGCCAUCUGCAUUUUAAAACUUAACAGUUCUGAAAGGAAAACACAGAUGAAGAUCCUGUAGGAAAUAUACUUGCUAUGAUUCAAUAAACUAUAAAAUUUUG
Molecule: messenger RNA, 1258 nt
Organism: Nomascus leucogenys (northern white-cheeked gibbon)
Lineage: Eukaryota; Metazoa; Chordata; Mammalia; Primates; Hylobatidae
Gene: SPATA17
Product: spermatogenesis associated 17
Biological process (GO): mitotic cell cycle; spindle organization; establishment of meiotic spindle localization
Cellular component (GO): spindle pole
Molecular function (GO): protein binding
Source: RefSeq, a predicted model, not a curated record